UCGCGAAGUUUAAUCUUGGCCAUAAUAAAAAUUUAUCCUUUAAAUCUUUUUCAUUUUGUUUUAGACGUUGACAAGAGGAUUGAUAUUGUACACUACGAGUCUAGGACGAGUCAAUUUCUACCAGAUUUUGAUUUCUUCUUUCGGAAGCACAAUUUCAAUUUUUGAGAGCUUCUUGAAACUUGAUUUCUUAUCUGGGUCAACUUGUAAGUUUAAGAAUCUAUAGCAGAGAUUAUGUUAGCGUUUCUGCAUGUGCAAAAGUUUGAAUCUUUAGAUUAUAUCUUUUGUGAUUCUUAUACUUUAUUAGUAGUCUAUAUAGUUUGUGUUAUUGCUUCUGUUGUUGUGUUCAAUGGGAAUCUUCUCUUUUGUGUGACAGAAUGAUUCUCUUUUCCCGUUUUUAGUAUUCCUCGUUUCAUGUCCUUACUAUAGUUAGGCUUUUUUUCUGUUCCUUAAAACCAGGUCUCUUUUUUUUUGGGAUUUUUCAUUGGAGUUGAGCAUACACACAUCUGUUUUCCGGUUUGAUUUUGGAGUGAGAGAAUUAACGUUGGGUUGUAAACGCUUGUUGAUUCUCUUCCUCUGGUCAUGGAGGAGCCUUGUGAGACACUUGACAAUGGUGAAGUCUAUCAAAUAUCUAGAUAUCAUAACUUUAACCAGCAUAGCUCCAGAAGCUUAUCACCCUGGUUGGAUUUGAGAGUGUUCUAUGUCCGGAUAAGCAAUUUCAUGGUGGAAGAUUCAACCCCUGAAGUCCUCACCAUCAAUCACAUUCCUUUGGAUCCAGAUACAGUUCUGGAGAUUAACGGUGUUAAAUUGGGAAUGUACUCAGAAGGUGGUUCUUCACAGCUCAGGAGAGAUCGAGUAGACAAGAAAUCUGAAGAAGCUACUUAUGUCAGCACAGAUAAUAUCAGGUUAACUGGUAGUGUGAAGUUUGAGGUUUUUGACAAAAAUGAGCUAAUCUUGUCUGGAACUCUUGAGAUGUCAGAUAGCAAUGGGUUCACUGGGGAAUCAAAGAAUCGAUGGAAGAUGAAUUGCGAGGCUGAGAUCACUGCAGGGUCUGGUUUCCUUAAGGAGAAGAGCAUAAAUGGUCAAGACUUAUCGUCUCCGUUGCCAACUAUUGAGGUCUAUGUUACUGGUUGCUUCUCAGGAACACCCAUCAUCUUAACCAAGACUCUGCAACUUGGUUUGAGAAAGAAGCAGAGUAGAAGAUUGGCAUUAGAUUCAAUUCCUGAGUAUGAAACUGCAGAGCCUCAGAAAGACACCUCUUCUGCACUUGAUCUUCAGGAAACAGAGUAUGCGAAUUACAAAGAGGAUUACGAAGGGGACAUGUAUUGGAGAAGUGAGUGCAUAGAUGGAGAGAUGACAUGGUUUAAUGCAGGUGUAAGGGUUGGUGUUGGGAUUGGACUAGGUGUCUGUGUUGGUCUUGGGAUUGGUGUAGGUCUUCUCGUUCGUACUUACCAAUCAACUACCAGAAACUUCAGGAGGAGGCUUCUCUAGCUAGUUUAGUAAUGUAUACAUUUGCACCUUUUUUUUACCUUGAAAUUUUGAAAGAAUCCUCUAUAUAAAAACCGUUUGUAUUUGGGGCUUGAUGUGAAUCAAACACUUUGGGUGUGGAUAUUUUGGUAUUUGUUUUGCUGUAAAUAAACGAGUGAGCGUAUAGCUUUUUUGUUA
This is a messenger RNA of Camelina sativa (false flax), 1662 nucleotides long. RefSeq lists its product as uncharacterized. Gene Ontology annotation, molecular function: phosphoglycerate dehydrogenase activity. NCBI's taxonomy places the organism in Eukaryota, Viridiplantae, Streptophyta, Magnoliopsida, Brassicales, Brassicaceae. The record is from RefSeq and is a predicted model, not a curated record.